AUGCCCACCAUGGACUUGGGCGAUGUCCCCCCAACCUACAGGAUCGAUCUCUCUCGCCCCCCAGCCGAGCGAUAUGUUGAAGUUGCCAAGAAGCAUCGCAACGAGCUCAGAUCGCUCACCGCUCUCUUUGAUGGUCUGGUUGAGUGUAUCGCGCCCAAUAUCUCGCUGGAAUGGGUCAAACGCGUCGCGCGCCUUUUCUUGCGCCGGGUGUAUUCCAAGGAGGAAACGGAGGAGAUCCGCGGUAUCAGCCAGGCAACCGGCAUCGAGAUGUAUCUAAUUGUCUCGCUGAAUGUCCUCCUUGAUACGCUGAUGGGUUGCACGAGCGGCGCGGCGCGGUCCCAGGACAAAAAUACGACGCCCCGCAUGCUCCAUUUCCGGACGCUGGAUUGGGGGAUGGACGCGUUGCGGCGCGUGCUUGUGCAGUUUGAGUAUGUCCGCGGCCCGGAUUACGAUACCGUGCUGGCGACGAAUAUCACCUACAUUGGGUUUGUGGGAGUGUUGACCGGUGUCAGGAAGGGGUUGAGCGUGUCGUUGAAUUUUCGACCGAACCAUGAUUCGAGUGGGUGGUUGGGUGAUUUGCGCUUCUAUGGGAGCCAUCUUCUUGUUAUGCUGGGCUUGAGGACAUCCAUUUCGUCGAUGCUGAGGCAGUAUAUCAUUCCGCCGGAGAACCCACGGAAGACCUGGUUUGGUCGAUUUCUGGGCGUAUUGGUCAGGAGACGUCGGAGGGUUGCAACGCCGACACUGCGCAGUAUCUGUCAGGCAGUGAUGCGCACACCAUCCACGGCGGCGUAUCUGGUUUUAUGUGACGGGUUUGAAGCCACUGUGAUUGAAAAGGAUCAUCGGACUGCAAGGAUGGACUCCAGUUCAUCGUUCAUCGUUGCUACAAAUAACGAUUUCCUCGGUUCAGAACUUCGGUCGUACGACACGGCCACCGAUAUGUCCUUUGGCGCAGCGCUGACCUCUGGAGAGGCCGUCUCGAUGACCGAUUUCAUCGAAGAUAGUAGAGAGCGAAGAGCAUGUAUGCAAGCGCACUGGGACAAAAAGGUGGCUCAAGCUGCAGGGUCGGCCCAUGGUCGGAAGCCACGUCAUGAUCCUUUGCGUCGCACACGCUCCUCUAGAAAUCGAGUAGCAGAUUGCCCAGUCGGUUCGACAUCUACCGUCGUAGGCAAAGAGAGUGCAGAAACAUCCGAGAACCAUGAGAUCACCGCAACACCGGAGGAGAUAAUACAGUGGACGGCGACAUAUCCAACAACGAACGAGAUGACGCAUUUCUCAGCGGUCAUGGAUCCAACAAGUGGAAGGGUCAUCUGGAUUCAAAGGUUCCGUGAUCCUCUCAGUUUCGAAGAGACAUGGUAA
Molecule: messenger RNA, 1356 nt
Organism: Aspergillus pseudoviridinutans
Lineage: Eukaryota; Fungi; Ascomycota; Eurotiomycetes; Eurotiales; Aspergillaceae
Exons: 1
Coding region: 1-1356 (451 amino acids)
Molecular function (GO): hydrolase activity, acting on carbon-nitrogen (but not peptide) bonds
Source: RefSeq, a predicted model, not a curated record